Bradysia coprophila is the source of this 1843-nucleotide messenger RNA. Its product is annotated as putative fatty acyl-CoA reductase CG8306. Gene Ontology annotation, molecular function: alcohol-forming very long-chain fatty acyl-CoA reductase (NADP+) activity. The record is from RefSeq and is a predicted model, not a curated record. NCBI's taxonomy places the organism in Eukaryota, Metazoa, Arthropoda, Insecta, Diptera, Sciaridae. Gene Ontology annotation, cellular component: peroxisome. Gene Ontology annotation, biological process: long-chain fatty-acyl-CoA metabolic process.
AAAGGUGCGAUGCUGUGUGUGUAAUAAUGAGUAGUAUAGUAAAACAAGCGGCUAAAGUGUUUACACAAUUAUAAAUUUCUGAACUGUCUUAAUUUCUGUUCAUUAUUUUCAUUUUGAAAACUGGCUUAUCGUUUCAAAUAGAUCUGAAUCAUUUGCGGCUACUAGAAGACACACAAAAAUGGCAGCUUCACAAGUCACCGAGUAUUAUAAAAAUAAAAAUAUUUUUAUAACUGGAGGAACCGGAUUUUUGGGCAUUGCUAUAAUAGACAAAAUAUUGCGUUCCUGUCCCGAUAUUGGAAAUAUUUACUUGUUGAUGCGGUCGAAGAAAGGCAAAUCGAUUGAGCAACGUUUGGAGGAAUUAACGAAAAAUGAGGUAUUCGAAACGCUGUUGCAAACCUCAUCCGCUGCUAUUUUCAAAAAACUCAUUCCAAUCACAGGCGAUGUGAGCGAAGAAAAUUUGGGAAUAUCGCCGGCUGAUCGCAAAAUUCUCGUCGACAAUGUGAACGUUGUCUUCCAUUCCGCUGCAACAUUGGACUUCAACGAAAGUCUGAAACCAACGGUCACCACAAAUUUGCUGGGAACCAGACGUGUCAUGCAGCUGUGCAACGACAUGCGCAAUUUGAAAUCAAUGGUGCAUGUAUCGAGUGCAUACGUAAACGCAUAUUUGACGGAAUGUGAAGAGAUACUGUAUCCAGCACCGGAAAGUGCAGAGAAGGUGAUCGAUUUGGCGACAUCGUUGACCGAGUCGGCGUUGCUGGAACUGCAGCCGGCACUGCUGAAGGAUCAUCCGAACACCUAUACGUUUACAAAACAUUUGGCCGAACAUGAAGUGAACAAGUAUGCUGCUACCUUCCCCUGCGGCAUUGUUAGACCCAGUAUGAUCACAGCGGCCUGGAAGGAACCGAUUCCCGGAUGGACGAUAUCUAAAAAUGGACCACAGGGAUUUUUAAUGGGCGCAGCAAAGGGUGUUGUUCGUCGUUUGCCUAUUGGCUCUGGGCUUGUCUAUGAUUAUAUUCCCGUUGAUACGGUUGUUAAUCAAAUAUUGGUGACUGGACAGCACGUUUUUGAGAAAAGAAGUGGAGAUUUGACCAUCUUCCACUGUACAUCCAGCACAUGCCGACCAUUUAGAUGGCAAAAUGUUCAGCACAAAGUGAAUGCUCAUCUACACAAAUAUCCGUUGAAGUCAGCCGUUUGGUAUCCUCAUUUGAAGUUUAUGUCCAGUUUAUUGAUGUUCAAAAUAUCGGCAAUUUUCGUCCAUUUCAUACCGGCAUACAUUCUCGACGCAAUUACAAAAUUAGGCGGCGGUCGACCAAUUCUCGUCCGUUUGCACACAAAUGUCUGGAACUCACUGAAUCUGUUGCAAAAGUUCAUCUUUACCGAAUGGAAAUUCCACAACAAGAAUACAAUGAAAUUGAUCGAUUCGAUGUCGCCGGGCGACAAGAUCAAAUUCAACAUCGAUAUACGCACAUUGGAAUGGGAAGAGUAUUUCGUUAGUCUAACCAUGGGUGUCCGGCGCUUUUUGAACAAGGAACCGAACAAGACAUUGGAGGCGGCAAGAGGAAAGGAUACUUUACUGUUGAUUUUGCAUUUACUGUUACAAGCAUUGAUUUAUGGAGGAAUUUGGUGGGCGACAGCCUCUUCGUUGGGAAUGUCAUUUACGAAAACCGGAAUGGUCGUUCCGAUUUCGUAUUUAUUAUUUAGUUUCUUCUAAAUACUUAGCGUUAAGCUGCAACUUGUUGAAUCUCCAGUGCUUAUUGGUAUUGAAUGAAAACUGUAAUCUUCUAUUCUCGAUUUGUUAUGUGAAUUUAUAAUAAAAAAAUAAAAUAAAUUUUUCCAUGGAAAA